AUGAGCGCAAUCCUGUCGGCCGACGACUUGAAUGACUUCAUUUCACCAGGUGUCGCCUGCAUCAAGCCCGUGGAAACCCUCCCACAAAAAGAUACAAAGAGUGAAGAGAAGGCCUACGAAGUGACAACGGAAGACAAAGUCCAGCCUGAGAAUCUCCCCCCGGCACAGAUCUCGUUGACCGAUUGUCUCGCUUGCUCCGGAUGUGUUACGUCAGCGGAAGCUGUCCUGAUCUCCCUACAAUCCCAUGCAGAGGUCCUCAAUACCCUGGAUGCGUACCCGGAAAUCCAGCUGCAACACGAACAUCAUGGGACCGCGAUUGGGGAUGGCGGGGCAGCUGAGGAGAGCAAGAUAUUUGUCGCCAGUGUCAGUCCUCAAGUCAGAGCCAGUCUGGCAGCCACCUAUGGCGUCUCCGAGAGGGAAGCGGGAUACAUGAUCGACCAGUUCCUUAGCGGCCCACAGGGACUCCGAGGUGGUGGGAAGCACGGCAGUGGUUUCACCUGGGUUGUGGAUACGAAUGUUAUGCGAGAAGCUGUCUUGGUCCUUAGCGCCGACGAGGUAUCGGAAUCGCUCGAUUCCGAAGCUUCUGCGGCUGAGCAGUCAGAAUACCCUCUUCCCAAGCGCCCGAUACUAUCCUCGGCAUGUCCUGGGUGGAUAUGCUAUGCUGAAAAGACACAUCCAUUCAUUCUUCCGCACUUAUCCCGGUUGAAAUCGCCCCAGGCUCUCGCGGGAACCUUUUUCAAGACCGUCUUGAGCAAGUCCCUCGGGGUCCCGCCUUCUCGGAUAUGGCACUUGGCGAUAAUGCCAUGCUUUGACAAGAAACUGGAGGCUUCUCGAGAGGAGCUCACUGAUGUUUCGUGGCAAAGCAGUCCCUCUGAAACACAUCAAGCGGUGCGUGAUGUGGAUUGUGUCAUUACUACCCGCGAGCUUCUUUCUUUGGCAUCAGCUCGAGGGCUCUCACUGCCGAAAUUGCCCUUGCAGUCACUGCCUUCAGCCUUCGCACCAUCUUUCCCCGAGAAGACUCUUGAUUCAUUCAUCUCCUUCAAGCGUUCUCCGGCAGAACAGUCUCUUGCGACAGGCACUUCUGGUGGCUACCUACACCACGUGCUCAUGACCUUUCAAGCCCGGAAUCCUGGCAGCGAAUUCGUGACCAACCGGGGUCGCAACGCCGAUGUCGUCGAGUAUAUCCUCAUGUCCAAGGAAGACCAGCCCAUUUUGAAAACAGCCCGCUAUUACGGAUUCCGGAACAUCCAGAAUCUCGUCAGGAAAUUAAAGCCUGCCAAAGCGUCGAGACUUCCAGGCGCAAAGCCUUCAGUUGCAAGCCGACGUCCGGCCAUGUCCCGCAAUUCAGCAUCGGGUGGUUCGGGAUCGGACUAUGCCUAUGUAGAGGUCAUGGCCUGCCCCGGUGGUUGUACAAAUGGUGGUGGACAGAUUCGGGUGGAAGACGCCAGAGAAACCACUGCUUCUUCCCAGUCGAUUGACUCGACAGACACAUCCUCCAAGCCAUCUCCUCAUGAGCAACGCGCAUGGCUGGCCCGCGUCGAUGAGGCAUACUUCUCCAUGGAGUCUGAUUCUGAAACUGAACAGGACAUUCAGCCUCCGUCGGUCUCAAUACCGGACAAGGAGGCCAAGAUCCAUGACGGCCUCCAGCGUUGGUCCCGAUUUAUGGACAUCCCGCUCUCUAAGCUCGUCUACACCACCUAUCGCCAGGUUGAAAGCGACGUCGGCAAAGACCAAAACCAGGCCAAUGACACCUCGCGUGUUGUUGAGCUUGCUGGGAAAAUCGGCGGUGGGUGGUAA
Molecule: messenger RNA, 1797 nt
Organism: Penicillium alfredii
Lineage: Eukaryota; Fungi; Ascomycota; Eurotiomycetes; Eurotiales; Aspergillaceae
Gene: nar1
Product: iron-sulfur cluster assembly protein NAR1
Exons: 2
Coding region: 1-1797 (598 amino acids)
Biological process (GO): iron-sulfur cluster assembly
Cellular component (GO): cytosolic [4Fe-4S] assembly targeting complex
Molecular function (GO): 4 iron, 4 sulfur cluster binding
Source: RefSeq, a predicted model, not a curated record